Messenger RNA from Pediculus humanus corporis (human body louse), 606 nucleotides. RefSeq names its product rap1 and, putative. The record is from RefSeq and is a predicted model, not a curated record. Gene Ontology annotation, biological process: signal transduction. The transcript is spliced from 3 exons. The coding region runs from base 1 to 606 and encodes 201 amino acids. Lineage: Eukaryota; Metazoa; Arthropoda; Insecta; Psocodea; Pediculidae. Gene Ontology annotation, cellular component: plasma membrane. Gene Ontology annotation, molecular function: GDP binding; GTP binding; GTPase activity.
AUGAUGUGGACAGGGCAAAAUCCCCCAGCAGAAGAUUUACCAAAAUACAGAGUUGUUGUCGUUGGGGAUGGAGGUGUUGGUAAAAGUUGUUUGACAAUACAAUAUUUUCAAAGGCUUUUUGUAACAGAAUAUGAUCCAACCAUUGAGGAUAGUUAUAUUCAACACACUCAAGUAGAUGAUCAAUGGUGCAUAUUAGAUGUUUUAGAUACAGCAGGUCAAGAUGAAUUCAGUGCAAUGGGAGAACAAUACAUGAGAACAGGAGACGGAUUCAUGCUAGUCUAUUCUGUUACCGAUAAGCAAAGCUAUGAAAAUAUUGUUAAUUUUCAUACUCAAAUCUUACAAGUUAAAGAUGGAGAUUCGUGUCCGAUGCUUUUAGUCGCCAAUAAAGUAGAUCUUGUGCAUUUUAGAAAAAUAUCAACGGAGAGUGGAAAAGAAAUGGCGCAAAAAUUAGGAGCACAUUAUAUAGAAACAAGUGCAAAAGAUCCACCGCUUAACGUCGACGAAGCUUUUCACGAGGUUGUUAGGCUCAUACGUAAUCAAUUGAGAUCGGAUGCUGGAAACGUGAACAAGAAAAAAUCAAAAUUAUCCAAAUGCAUCAUUUUAUAA